AAAUCGAAUGAACAUAUGUGUUGUAGGGUAUAUAAUUUAUAUACUUACGUAUUUAAAUUACUAAUUUACAUUAUCUCUUUUCAGAUAUAAAGGAGAACGAAAGGAGAAUAGAAGAUUCUAAGAAAUAAUCUAAUAGCACGAUUAUAUACCAACGAUUAAUAAGGCAGUGAUCGGAAAUACGGGAUUAAAUGAAAAACAUGUGUUCGCAAAAAUAAUGUUUUUAUCAUCACGCUGCUCUAAAUUGCUGCCAACUCACAGUCACGACGACAUAGUCUGUCAGCAAUCUGUAUUUACGUCAAAGAUCUUCAAUUGAAGGAAUGCGGAACCCGGCGGAACAAGAAGAGAAAGAGAGAUGACCUCUCUUUUGCCUCGGCGACAGACCAGCUCCAGAUGUUGUAUGCCAAACAAAAUCCAGCGAACGUGUGUCAAGACCGAGGUUGGUACUUUAAGAUAUCCUGCCGACAGGAAAGGACAGGAAACGAGGUCGAGUUCUAACUUGAGUUUGCAGGAAAUGUCCGGACCGACUUAAGCAGCAGCCAGCCGGUCGCUAGCCUCGGCAUUCCGGGUGCAGCUUGCUUCUAGGGUUAAUACCACUGUGGAAUGCAGAAGGACGCUGGACCACUCCACGUAAGGCGGCUAUUUCCCGCGGGGUUAAUCAUCUCAGGUAAUGCCGAGGGAAUCCUGUCCCGGAUUGCUGUUGACCCUGGUGUCGAUAUUCGUCGGCCUGUGCGAGUCCUCCGCCGCCGGCGGCGCGACAUCCGGCGCCCAGCAGCAGCAACCACAGCAGACACCGCCGCAGCCGCAGCAGCAACAGCAGCAACAUCCGGUCUGCAAGCCCGGCCUGGAGUUCUGGUCCGCCGAUCGCGCCUCUUGCUGGCCGUGCACUCGAUGCGCCCCCGAAUUCACUUUGAGCCCGUGCGCGAUACACAAGGACGCGAUCUGCGGCCCGCUGUCGGCCCUCGAACUCGACUGGUCCUUCCUGUCGUCGACGGUCAGGAAGAAACCGGCGUCGGAGGCUGGUAGUCAGCAUCGUCUCGACGAGACCGUCACCUCGAAGGUGUUCUGGCGCUUGCCCGAAGUGCGGCCCACCGAGGAAGCCGGUAAUCUCGUCGACCUCGGUCGGCAGGACGAUGACAAUGAAGAGGAGCCGGUCUCCGCCUCGCAGGAAUCAAAGACGGGAUACGAUCCUCGAGAGAGGAGAAAACUGGUCGCCGAGGACAGCCUGUCGUGGGAUUGGCAGACCGGCGCCCUAGUCCUCGCCGUAUGCGCCUGCAUUGUGUUCUUCCUGGUGGCGGGAUGCUCGGCCCUCGUCUACGCGAGGCAGUGGCGGCGAAUGAAGAGGAACUUUGAACCAGCGGGUCUCGAGGAGAUCUCGGCAAGAUUGAAUCUGAUGGUGAAGGCGGAACUGGCCGAGCUCGUCGCAGGAGCACCGAUGAAUCCAGGUGAUCCCGAGACCAGAUGUCAGUAUCUUGAAAAGCUUUUAGACCGGAAACGGGAGACUCCGGCGGUGACGGCGGCGGCAGCGACGGUUGCGGCGGCUGCCUGGCCGGAGGCAGCCGCCGGCAACUUAUACAUCGAGGAGGGAGGCACGACGACGCCGAGGAGUAAGCGGUCGCAAAUCGCGCGGAUUCAGCGCAACAUCGAGACCAUUCUCAGUCACAAGACAAAUCAGGGCGCCGAUUGAGAUCGUUCCCUUUUCUCAUCGUCCCGAGACCCUCCAGAUUUGCUUUCUGCGCACAUCGCUCUCGGGGCGCGCCAUGUAUCGCAGCGCGAUUAGAGUUACUUUACGUUAAAUGAACAAACAAACUAGAAUUAACACGGUGAUUCUCAACAUAAGAAAGAUACAAAGUUGAUCCAACAUGUUUUCUUAAGCAUUUCUCCAUUCGCUCUCGCAAAGAAAUAAAUUUUUUUUAUUUCAAAAUAUGUGAACAAAAAAUGAUGAUAUUUAUUUAAUAUAAUUCUGAAUUGUGAAUUGUAAUUUAUAAUUGAUUUUAUAGAAAUUAUCUUAUUAAGAAAUAUAGUUUCACGGAAUUGAUUUUCAAUCGUCAAUCGUCCACAAUUUGUCCAUCUUUUUACGAGGAAUGUAGCAUGUGACAAAUCGGAAAGGACGAAACAAAGCAUUAGAUCGAAAUGCGUCUAUUUUAUAACUCGAUAUUAUUAAGUGUAAUGUAUUUAGUAUUUAGUGUAAUUCAUUGCGACAACCAGACAAUCGAAUACUCACACUUUAAGCCAGUUGCAUCAACGUUGCUCGCGAUUUAGUUAGAUUUUUCUAUAAAUAACAAUUAGAAAAGAAUUGUUGAUUGUAAUUAAGCAUUUCUAGAUUUAAAGAUCCUUAUUUAAGGAAAUAAAGUAUAUUAAUUUUUUUUUAUUUAAUUCACAAACCAUUAACUAUAAUUUAAUUUUCAAAAUAAAUUUCUACUUGCUCUCAUUUUAAUUAACCGUGAUUUAUGAGAUAUGUAUUAUUGAUGGUGCAAUAAUUUUGUUUGUACUUCAAGCUAAUUAUCCAAAGAAUAAUGAAUUAUCUAGCAUCGUUGGUGCAACAAAGCCAGGAAUACUUUAGGAGAGUUCAACAACGACGUUCGACGGGUCACAUGACAAAUUUACUCACCGUUGGAUAAGAUCGGAUCAGAUAGAACUUAUUUUUUUAUAAAAAAAAUAUACGAUGUCUCCCGACGUGUCCCGCAGCUCGAGUGCGUCUCGAGCAACGAGCGACACGAUUUGCGUUUGAAGGAUUCUAUUUAUUUCUCUUCCUUUUUUUUUCUUUUCGGUAGUUUAUAACGAACAUUGUAAUAUAAGGCGCUUCUGUAUUCAUACACGCAUGAUAACGCGAAUAAUAAAAUAAGAUUUCAAUAUGUAACUGAGAGAAUGUCUUAUUUCUCAAACCGCUCGAAACUUGCGAGAUAGAUAUUCGACUCUGACAAAAUAUAUGCGAUGUAAAAUAUAAACAAGAUGUUCGAGAUUA
Linepithema humile (Argentine ant) is the source of this 2962-nucleotide messenger RNA. NCBI's taxonomy places the organism in Eukaryota, Metazoa, Arthropoda, Insecta, Hymenoptera, Formicidae. The record is from RefSeq and is a predicted model, not a curated record.